AGCAAGAUGAGCCUGCUGUCAGCCAUCGACACCAGCGCUGCCUCGGUCUACCAGCCGGCCCAGCUCCUCAACUGGGUCUACCUGUCCCUGCAGGACACGCACCAGGCGAGCGCCUUCGACGCCUUCCGGCCGGAGCCGGCCGGCGCCUCCCACCCGGAGCUGGGCUACGGCAAGGGCAGCCCCGAGCAGCUGGGCUCACCCCUCAACUCCAGCUAUCUCAACAGCUUCCUCCAGCUGCAGCGCGGAGAGGCCCUCAGCAGCAGCCUGUACAAGAGUGCAUCUCCCUAUGGCUCUCUCAACAACAUCGUGGAUGGGCUCAGCUCCCUCACCGAGCACUUCUCUGACUUGUCUCUCUCCUCUGAGGCCCGCAAGCCCAGCAAGAGGCCACCCCCCAAUUACCUUUGCCACCUCUGCUUCAACAAGGGCCACUACAUAAAAGAUUGCCCCCAGGCUCGCCCCAAAGGUGAGGGUCUGACUCCGUACCAGGGCAAGAAGCGUUGCUUUGGAGAAUACAAGUGCCCCAAGUGCAAAAGAAAAUGGAUGAGUGGGAACUCUUGGGCCAACAUGGGCCAAGAAUGUAUCAAGUGCCACAUCAAUGUGUAUCCUCACAAGCAGAGACCUUUGGAAAAACCAGAUGGCCUGGAUGUCUCUGAUCAAAGCAAAGAGCAUCCCCAGCACCUGUGUGAGAAGUGCAAAGUCUUGGGCUACUACUGCCGGCGAGUGCAAUAAAACCUCCCCGUGAUGGCGGGCCUUCCCAGCGCCCCUCAACCCGCAAAGCUUCUGGCGGCAGAGCAUCAUGUCCCCUACCCAAUCUGCGAGAGUCCUGACACAAGUGCAACCUCUGGGAAGAAAAGAAAAGACGUCACCAGUUAUCACCCAUCUAUAAAGGAGUAACAUGCCUUACCGUUAACAGAAUGUAACACUUGUUUGCGUGUGUGUGUGUGUGUGUGUGUCUGUGUCUGUGUCUGUGUUUUUCCUUCCUGUGUGUGUGUCUGUGCACGCCUGUUCACAUGCAAGACGUAUUUAUAGGAAUCUAAGUUUUUGUCUAGUGUUUAGGACACACAGUGUUACUGAAAGUGUUCCUGAUGGGACCGCCACCAGGCCAGGUGAGGGAGACAAGGGAUGGGGGCUGUCCCAUUAAUUGUUUACACGGUUUUUUCCAAUGUCCUGGCCAAGAGAGGCAAAGGAUUGGACCCUUGGUCCUUUUGGAUAUGAGGAAGAGCUGAGUAGGAGGCUCAGGGACAUUGGGGGGGUCAGUGAGUGUGGCCAAACCUCCAGACCCAUCCAACUUUCUGGGGUCAGCUGAGAUGAGCUGAAGGCUUGACUUCUGCCAGUUAUGGGGGUGAGGGAUGGUGGGAGAAGGCAUCUUUGUCUCUUCUGCCGGGCCUCUACUGCCACUGCCUUCCACUCACCCCCGACAGGGCAUGAACACGUGGUUCUUUUCUCAGGUUUCUCCCUGUCCAUUGGCCCCCUCUGGGUGUCCAGUUCAGCAUUAGGCCAUAAACGCACUAAAUUUACUGUGAAUAACAGGGAAACUGAAGGUAUCCUUUUUCUCCCCAAGCCUGGACAGAUACCCUGACUUUAUAAUCAUGUGAAAAGCCACUUUUAUGGGAAAAAAAAUUGUAUAUCUUAUUUUCUAUUCAAUAGAUGAGCUAUUAAUACAAGAAAACAUUUACCCACAUGUAGCAGAAGGGAAUGAGGGAAGUAGGAGAAAGCUCUGACAGGUGGAGUCCACACCUGCUCCCCAAAUACUCCUUUUCUUCCCGCCUCCAACCCUGAAACUCCCCGAUAUGUUGCCAGUGUGCAUUUAGGGUUGGGAAAGGGGCAGCUCCCUGUCCAGAGGGAGAAGGCGAGGAAGGGAGAGUCGAAAACUAUAGCAAAAACACCAACCAAGUACCUUAAAGUAUCAGGUGAGCUCUUGGGUAGCCAGGCUUUGAUUGGCGAUUGGCCCGCAGCUGGUCCGGCCAUCGUUCCUCUUCCUUUGGACUUUUUUUUUUUCUUCUAAUCUCUGCUCCCUUUCAGUCCUCUGUCCUCAUCAUUUCCCUCUGUGGAAUGCCCCAGGGAGGGAGUGUCCGUAGCACUAAAUCACAGCCCAUCAUUCAAACAGAUUUUUUGAGAUUCUAACAGCCUCUGAAGGAGUUGCUUCCCAGCCCAAACAGCCAGAGGCUCUGUCCUCUGGAAAUGAAAGCAGGGCAGGGAGAGGGACAAUAUAAAACUUCAAAGAGUUUACCCUUAGGUCCUUAAGAAUGACUGACCAGGGAACUGAUCCCCUGCCCACACCUGCUUUUCCUUCCUCAAUGGGUCCUUUCUAAGAAGAAAGUCAGGCUUUUGGUGGCUGUGAUUUUUCCCUCUCAUCGAUGUCCUUUGGAGAGCCCAUGACAAAGAGAUUAGGAUGAAGCGCUCUAGUCCUUCAUCACCGUCACGUCCCUUUCCCUCCAUCCCUCCCCCUCUCAUGGCUCUUCCAGUGUUGUCUGGUAACCCUGACAUACCACUGUGCCUCUCUCUGUGCCAUAGGCUUCCCUCUCUGUAAAUGGGAACGGUGGUUUUCCUACUUCCCAGGAGAGCAGAGAAGCCUUGCAAAUGAACACUAGUCAGGCAUCCGGCUGUCUUGGAGACAGCCGGUGCACGCUUUCCCUUGGGGCAACGAAACUGUAUUUAUAUUCUAUGAUUUUCUUUCUUGGUGAUGGCCAUAUAUUCAGAAUUAGCUCACUCGGUUUGCCCCUGGGCAUUCAGCCUUUGCUGAAGAACAAAACCAAUCAGACCAAGGAAUGAGACUGAAAACUCUGUGUUUACCACGGGUAGUGGCUCACCCAGAUUAGGCCUGAAAAGAAUCUGUUUUCAAGUAGAAAUGCAUUUGUAGCUGGCUGACAGGUUACAGUUAGGUGUUUAACUGGGGAGCCAGGUCACGAGAGAGGGUGUGUGUAUGCAUGCAGCAAGGAGGAGGAGCAGGUUAGACUGAAGGUCGUGGAUGCCCCUUGAGCACUUAAUAAAAUAUUAGCAACAGCCUGGUGGUGGGAGUGGCUGACUUGGAGUAGGAAAGACUUAGGUUCGAAUCUCACCUCAGACACUUACUAGCUGAGAGACACUGGGCAAGUCACUUAACCUCUGUUUGACUCAGUUUCC
This is a messenger RNA of Vombatus ursinus (common wombat), 3123 nucleotides long. RefSeq names its product zinc finger CCHC-type containing 24 (gene ZCCHC24). The record is from RefSeq and is a predicted model, not a curated record. Lineage: Eukaryota; Metazoa; Chordata; Mammalia; Diprotodontia; Vombatidae. Bases 7 to 729 code for a protein of 240 amino acids. Gene Ontology annotation, molecular function: nucleic acid binding; zinc ion binding. The transcript has 4 exons.